AUCAAUAUGCGACGCUACUUGUAACGUAGCUAAAGAGGUUCGGUUUCUGUUGUUUGUUAUCAUCUGUAGCUCAGAGAUGGACAAGAAAUUGGACACGGACAGCCUCGAAAUUCGCGUUCAGGCGUUGGAGAACCGACUAUACGGGGAGAGAAGAACCAAAAGUGGAAAACCCGUCAAGUGUGCAGAAGCUUUAGUCAGAAUUCAAGGAGGUUUGAUCAACACGGCCAACAAGAGAGAGAGAGUAAAGAUCCUCCACAAGAAGAUUGAGGACCUGAUGAAGUAUCUGGACCCCCAGUUCACUGACCACAUCACUCUCCCUGAUGCCAUGAAACUAGAGUUCAUCCUUGCAGAGGAGGACUCUUUGCUCUCUGAAGCUGCUUUGUUGGAGCAAGUUAACAAUUUACAGCCAUUGUUGGACAGCACCCACAUUAGAGAUGUUCCUGAGCAUGCAACCAAGCUGCAGCGUCUUUCACAGAUUCACAUCAAGCAACAGGACCAAACUGAAGCUCAGUCACAGGAAGUCAAGAAGCUUUUUGAGGAAUACAACAAAAUGAUGUUCCUGCUCUCCAAGCAGUUCACCCAAUGGGAUGAGACCCUGAGGAAAAUGGAGGAGGCCAAAGGAAUCCGACUUGUAGAGUAGUUGCUCUAAGAAAAGCUGGAAAGAGGACGACGAUGAAGAAGAACACUGCACUACGAAUGGAGUUCCCGAAUAGACGUGUUACAUUAUGUAGCUCAUGCUACCCCAGUAAGUCAGAGGAAAACAUAAAAACAUUUCAACACAUUUUCUUGUUUACUUUUCUUUUAUCCCACUGAAAUAUUGUUGUUGCCUAAACACUGUCAGUGACUUUAAAUGCAAAGUUACAGAGUGAAAUAAUAAAAGAACUGAACUGAG
Molecule: messenger RNA, 892 nt
Organism: Xiphophorus maculatus (southern platyfish)
Lineage: Eukaryota; Metazoa; Chordata; Actinopteri; Cyprinodontiformes; Poeciliidae
Gene: dctn3
Product: dynactin subunit 3
Exons: 7
Coding region: 77-640 (187 amino acids)
Biological process (GO): cytoskeleton-dependent cytokinesis
Cellular component (GO): dynactin complex
Source: RefSeq, a predicted model, not a curated record